Messenger RNA from Myodes glareolus (Bank vole), 3328 nucleotides. RefSeq names its product transmembrane protein 65 (gene Tmem65). Lineage: Eukaryota; Metazoa; Chordata; Mammalia; Rodentia; Cricetidae. Gene Ontology annotation, biological process: cardiac ventricle development; regulation of cardiac conduction. Gene Ontology annotation, cellular component: mitochondrion. The record is from RefSeq and is a predicted model, not a curated record.
CCGGCCGCAGCCGCACCAAUUCGGCGGUGGUGCGGCUGCGGCAGGGGAUUGCUGGCGCUCGGGGUCCCCGGCGGUCCCCGGCUCCUGGGCACCCACCCCAAGAAGGAGCCCAUGGAGGCGCUGAACACUGCGCAAGGCGCGCGCGACUUCAUCUACAGUCUGCACUCCACCGAGAGGAGCUGCUUGCUCAAAGAGCUGCACCGCUUCGAGUCCAUUGCCAUCGCCCAAGAGAAAUUGGAAGCUCAACCACCCACUCCAGGACAGCUGAGAUAUGUAUUCUUCCACAAUGCGAUACCUUUCAUAGGGUUUGGCUUUUUGGAUAAUGCAAUUAUGAUUGUUGCAGGAACCCAAAUUGAAUUGUCUAUUGGAAUUAUUUUGGGAAUUUCAACAAUGGCAGCUGCUGCUUUGGGAAAUCUUGUUUCAGAUUUAGCUGGACUUGGUCUUGCAGGUUAUGUUGAGGCCUUGGCUUCCAGGUUAGGCCUCUCAAUUCCUGAUCUCACACCAAAGCAAGUUGACAUGUGGCAGACGCGUGUUAGCACUCAUCUGGGCAAGGCUGUUGGGGUGACGAUUGGCUGCAUUCUAGGAAUGUUCCCUUUGUUUUUCUUUGGAGGCGGCGAAGAAGACGAAAAACUGGAAACGACAAAUUAAUCAUCUUAGAAUAUCUAUAAAAAGAUGUAAACUAAUGUACCUCAGUCAUUAACAAAUACUGUCACAGCAUUUAGUGAUGAGGACAGUGACAGUGCAUAGAUACGGGAUCAAGUACUUCAGCAUGUAUUGUGGAAACACUAACUUAUUGUGGCUUGGUCUUCUUAAGAUACCUUUUUAAAAACCAUUUAGUAUAUCAUUUUAUGUAAAUUGUUGAGAUGCUUUUCAUCAAUGGCAGUCAACAUGUUCUCUUUUCCUUUUCUCUGUGUAUCCACAUAUUAUUUAACUUUUAGUCAUUGAUACUGUACUGUACUGACUUGGGAUUUGCUUAUUUGUUAUGUAACAUGUACAUGCAUGGAAAUACCUAUUUAUGUUUUUUUCUUGAUGGUUAUAAUUCAAAGCUAGGGUUUCUCCAAAUUAUGUAAGAUGUUUAACAUCGUUUAAAUUUUGACUCCCUGCCCGGAGGCGUCGCUUCUGUGCUGUUUCACAGUAAACAUUUACGAUCAUAGACUUUCCCUCAUUUCUGAAGCUUUCGCAUCUGUUCCAAAUGAAUACAGACUUUAAGUGUUUUAAGUAUAUCCGGUUCUUUUUCAUUUUGAACCACAUUGUCUUAAGGGCCAGAGGCCAGUCGGAAAGAUCGACUCUCGGCCUUCCUUUUACACACACCAUACAUGCUAACAAGUGACUUAUUUUUAGUCCACUUUUUACCUUUGAUUUCCCAACCUUGAAUAAUCGCUCAGUGAGUUUUGGUUUGCGAGGGAAAGACAGUGCUCCGAUACUUACCAUCUUUAAAAUGGGGAUUAAGAAAUUAGGGUGAACUAAAGAAUUUAAGAUGACAUUUGAAAAGUAUGCUGAUUUCCUUUUCUUUUUAAGGGAAAUAGAAAAUGGAAACUCUAAGGAGGUUUAUGGAGGAAGUGGCAGAGUUCAGGUGUUUCGAAGGUCCAGGACCAGUUCUGUUUCUUUGGAAGGAUUUCCCUCCUAAAAUGUUAUUGUCUCAUCAGAAUGGAAUGAGUCUAAUUAUUCCUUGCUCAGAAUCCUAAUCUCAUUAGAUCUUGCUUUGUGAUUUUUUUCCUCUGGAUGAAGUUUUUAGAAAUAACACGUGUUUCAUAUUUUGCUAUCUAGCCUAUCAAUCAUGACAUGAGGAGAGAGCCUUUCUCCCAGUUUUGGAGAUUUUUCUUUUGUGGUGAUUAUAGCACAUGGCUGGUGAAAACUGCUGGUGUGUGUGCUUGUAUGUCUGACCUAAAUCAUGUGGGAAUCCGAAGUUUUAAUUUUUGAAUUCCUGAAGUUUUUUCUCAUGUGAUCUACACAUGCUAAAAAGUUACAUGUGACAGAAUAAUUAAACAUACGGAAGAGAGAAACUGAAGUUAGAAUUUAUUCUUUGGGGAAUUAAAGUUAUUCAUGUUUGCUAACUAGAUGGAAAAGACAAGCAGCAUGACUGUGCCUUUUAAAUCUUAUUUUGGGGUUUUGUUUGCACGUAAUUACUGUGAGCUCUUCUUAGAGAUUUCUUUUCCAUAAGAAAACAUGUCAUAUGCUGUCUCGUACAUGUCACAUACCGUCUCAUACGUGUCACAUACGGUCUCAUACAUGUCACAUACUGUCUCUACCAUACUUUGGGAUGAUUUAGUGCUGUCCAUUUAUCAUAGACUUUUAAGGAAAAAUAGACAGUAUAAAAACCAUCAAAUUCUCAUACACCCAAGUAGCAUUCUCCUUUGAUCAGAUUGGAAUGACACAACUUGCCAUCUCAGACAGGUCUGCCUUUUGUAUCUUUUUCAUGUAUCACACACAUGGACACCAGGAAGAGGAGUCCAGAUCAAUGGAUGUAACACUUAUUUCAUUUGCUGUGUGAACAUGUGAGUGCUUGUGUCCCUCCUCCGUAUAGACAGAUUAGAAUGCUUGUUACAUUUUCUGUAUGAACUGUGAGUGCUUCCGUCUCUCCUCUGUGUAUUGGUAGCUUUCCUGUUUUUUGUUUUUUAGUGUUGUAUUGUGGUGCUUAACUUUUCUUCUUAUUAAAUCCCAUUUCCAGAAACCUCUCUUGGAGUUCAGAAAGGAAUUUGAUUAUUGAUUUCCUUUUUCCUUCUCUUAAAAAUAUUCCAGUCCUUACUACCAGAAUUUCUGUGAACAGAAUUAUGCCGGUUUUGUUAAAUCUUCAGUUAUCUGAGUUGUCAAAACACGAAAGAUGUAACUUUCACAUUGAAAGACGUUCAGAUUUUCAGUAAAAAAAAUUUGAAUCAUAUUUAAUCAGUAAAAUGUGUUGAAUCAUUAAAAUACUUAGUUUUCAAAAGCAGACAAACAAAAUUCAAGUCUCUUUGUCUUCAACCAGAGGCGUCGUUUCUCAAGCUCUCGCUGUGACCUCGCAUGGUCCUCUGCUCAGUGUGGUUUCUGAAGAUGGCUGCCUUUAAAUCAGUGACUCCGUAAGACCCCUGCAUAGUUUUCACCACAGAGAACCUGCAUCAGCUGAAACUGGACCGCCCUGUCUCCUCGUGGCUGCUCUGUCAGCGCCGCAGCUCCGGCGAACUGUCUCACGAGCUGUAGGAUUGUUGGUUCAGAAUCUGUGUUGUUCCUGUGUUAUAACUUACUGACUUGUUGAUGCAUGUAAAAUGGGUGCAUUUUGUUGCCUCUGUAUGUUAAAUAGUGACCAAUGUUUUUACGAAAGAAUUGAACAAAAAAAAUAUCUUUUAAGACA